Anopheles coustani is the source of this 3295-nucleotide messenger RNA. RefSeq names its product probable protein phosphatase 2C T23F11.1. Bases 640 to 1998 code for a protein of 452 amino acids. The transcript is spliced from 3 exons. The record is from RefSeq and is a predicted model, not a curated record. Gene Ontology annotation, molecular function: cation binding; protein serine/threonine phosphatase activity. Gene Ontology annotation, biological process: protein dephosphorylation. Lineage: Eukaryota; Metazoa; Arthropoda; Insecta; Diptera; Culicidae.
GCCGUGCAAAAGAACAAUAAUUUUUAUUCGCUAACCGCAUCUCCGUUUCUGUGUGUUUUCUUCGGUGUUAUCAACGAUUCCUUCGAUUCGGUGGUGUCCACACUCGUCUGCAGUAUUGACCGUCUCAAAGAACAACAAGUUUCGAUCCAGAAAGACCCCACAUUAGCUCACUUCCGUCGCCGUUGCGGUGCGAAGGACCGCAUCGUAAAGGAUAUUACGGGUGGCGUGCAUUCAUCCCCCAUUCCGGUGAACUAGUCGCAAGCAUUUGCAUCACCAGAGGCAAUCACAAUCGUCCACAUUAUCAACUUCACUUGCGCCCAACAGUAGAACGCAGAUCACGUGGUUCGAACUACAAAAUCGAGAGAAAAAUCAUUCGUCAAUUUUCGAUGCAAAAUAGAAUGAUCCUCUCACCGGUGACAGUUGAGCUGCAGUAGACCCCGCACUGCGCCGUGGCGAAGAUCAAGCUACGGAUUAUUCGAACCGGAUCCUGGUAGACAUUUACGUUCGAAGGAACGGUCUCGCGUCCGUUCGUUUUCGGCACGUUCGGCUUUUUUGCUUAUCGAUAGUGUUGCAGAGCAGUGUGUCCAUCAGUACGCCGCAAAGUUGAAGGAUUUGCAAGGCUGUAGCUCUUAGAACACAAUGGGGCAGUCACUGUCGGAGCCGGAAACCUCAAAAGCGACGGAAUUUUGCCAGAAUGAUUACUACAAAGUUGGCUCCAGCUGCAUGCAGGGCUGGCGAAUGCACAUGGAAGAUUCCCACACGCACAUACUCUCGCUGCCGGACGAUCCGGGGACGGCGUUCUUCGCUGUGUACGAUGGACACGGUGGGGCGAAGGUGGCCGAAUAUGCCGGCAAGCACCUGCACAAGUACAUCACGCGCCGGCCGGAGUAUGGCGAAGACCUGAAGCAGGCGCUCCAGCGCGGUUUUCUCGAUCUCGAUGAGGCCAUGCUCAACAAUGAAGCGUUGAAGGAGCAGAUGUCCGGCUCGACGGCCGUCGCCGUCGUGAUCAAAGACAACCGGCUGUACUGUGCCAAUGCGGGCGAUUCACGUGCGAUCGCUUGUGUAAACGGGCGCCUGGAUGUACUGUCGUUCGAUCACAAGCCAACGAACGUUUCGGAGAUGAAACGAAUCCAUAACGCCGGUGGUUACGUAGAGUAUAAUCGUGUGAACGGGUAUCUGGCGCUUUCGCGUGCGCUCGGGGACUUUGGGUUGAAGCGCAACCAGGAGAAAAAGCCCGAGGAGCAGAUGGUAACGGCGUACCCGGACGUGGAGGAACGCGAAGUGGACGAGCGGUGGGAUUUUCUGGUGAUUGCGUGCGAUGGCAUCUGGGAUGUGCUGUCGAGCCAGUCGGUGCUGGAGUUUGUGCAGGACAAACUGGCGCAGGGUAUGUACCCGCAACAGAUUUGCGAGAACCUGAUGGAGCGCUGCCUGGCACCGGACUGCCAGAUGGGUGGUAUCGGGGGCGACAACAUGACGGUCAUCAUCGUAUGCUUUCUGCACGGGCAACCGUUUGAACAGCUGAUUGGACGGUGCAAGGAGGCGGUGGCGAAACGGGAGGCCAAACUGUUAAAGCGAUUCCAGGCUAAACAUUCAAACGGGGAACAGACGACGGUGACGACAACAGCCGCCAGUCCGCUAACCGUGACGACGGGUUCGGAUGGUUCAGAAAAGACAGGUGCGAAUAACGAAGAUGAUGAUGAUGAUGAUGAUGAUGAUGGGGAUAAGAACCGAUACGCUCGAAAUGGUCGAUCAGAGGACGAAUCUUCCGGCAGCGAUAAUGAGCUGUUGGAGGGCGCACGAACACCUUCCCUACAGACACACGACGUGGCGGAGAAGGACGCCUCCCAAUCUACACCGAAAACCUCCGUACUACCCGCACAGGAAGACAGCUCUCCCUCGGCACAGGACAAAAGCGUAAAAAAGUCACCAGACAAAAAGAAAUCCGCACUAGUGGAAAGUGAGGACGAUACUAGCGAAGAAGGGGUGGAUUUGAAGUGAAAUCCUUGAGCAGUCAAUGAUGGCUCGAGACUAGGGUAAUUUUGUGUUGGUUGUUAUUGACUCGGUGCCGUUCGGAGACCGAUGCGAUGUGAGAUAUGCGUGUGGUUGUGUGGAAUAGUAGUCUGAUCGUAAUUGUGGCUCGAGCUAGACAUUGGCCAUGAGUAUAGUACCAUAGUUGUCCGAUAAGAGUUGUGGAAGGGGAGAUUGUUUUUAGCCUUUUUGUUACACACCUGUCCGUCACCGUACGUUUAAACGCCGGUUGCGAACGGUCGUGUCCCAUCUGUUGUGCUCCCAGUUUUAGCAUUAAAAUAUUUCCCCCUUUUUUAACGCUAUUUCUUUACCUUUCGGUGGAUAGUCAUAUUGGUAGGGAAGGUUAACUUUUUUAUUUUUUACUUGUAUCUUGUUCGAUAACGCUAGCGAAUACCAAAUAAUUAAAAGAUAACUCAUGUAAGCCCAAGCUGAUAACGUCGAGGAUCUGACGAUCUACACGACAGUCUUGGUGAGGAAUAGCAUACCAAUAUGCUUACAUAUUAGAUUACAUAAUAUGCAUGCAAUAUGCAAAAAAAAAAACAUCCUUAAAUGGUACUCUGCUCCUCGGGUGCGACACGGCAUGCGUGUGAGUGCGUGUGUGUGUGUACGCUCCCGUCAUCGUAACUCUGAUACGCUUCUUAGUGAAAAAUACGUAGCAAACAAAAAAACGGUUCUGGAUGGUAAUGGAUUUUUUCCUCCUUCCUACUGCAGGCAUGCAUCCUCUCUACAGCCCUGUGCGUACAGGGAGCUAGAAAAAAAAAACCGGUAGAGAAAAACGGUAGUGUCGAAUGGAAAUAUUUCUAAUCAAUAACACACACUCUCGUGCCCCGAUUUAUCUUGCCGUGCGAUCCCCUAAAGCGAUACCGUUCCUGUACAUAUGCUAAACUUUUUAUAAAAAAAAACACUGCUAAUGAGAGUUUAACAAAACCAAAAGGGUACGAGACAUCACUAGGCGCUAAGCAAAAAAGCAUAAGAAACAAAACUACUGGUAGCAAAAGCAAAACCAACACAACUGUGUUAGUUAGUUCAAUGCGUUCGGGCUUUGGGCAGGGAUUUAAUGUCUACCGGAGAAACGCGCGCGAGGCGUCUGAUAAUACUAGAACUGAUGUUGAUAGAAAGAAAUAUCCUUCGCUGUAAACUAUCCUACAUACAGAUACAAAAAGCAUAUACCUAUAUAUAUAUAUAUAUAUAAAUAUAUAUUUUCUACUUUCGAAGUAUAGAUCAGCCGAAAAUAAAUUCGCGGGCGUUAAGAGCUACGUUCUUUGAA